Molecule: messenger RNA, 252 nt
Organism: Penicillium cinerascens
Lineage: Eukaryota; Fungi; Ascomycota; Eurotiomycetes; Eurotiales; Aspergillaceae
Exons: 1
Coding region: 1-252 (83 amino acids)
Source: RefSeq, a predicted model, not a curated record
AUGACUACGCAGGAAAAUGAACUUUUCCGCCAGCUCGCAGCAAAGACCAAACUGUCAUUGGCGACAAAAGUACUCGGCGCCGUGGUAACCGGCUCCGAGACUCGGCCGGCGGUAGCUUGGCAGCCACGGCCCACUCGCUCCCGCAGCUCCACAGUUGACAUCUGCCCCGUUGCUCGUCUUUUCUUCAACGGUUUCACAAAGCUCGUGAGAAGUUCGGAACACCUGAACGUUUCGGAGCCGGCCGUGGCCUAA